AUGGUGCACCACAAUGCUAUGGAUUUGGAGGACAGUGUUGUGGAAUCUGAGGAGUGUGUUGUUGUUGUGAAUGGAAAAAUUCUUGUAUUUGAUAUUUCUUCAAUGUCUCAACAAAGGCAAGCUCAGAUGGUGGGUGGAAACAACCAGGAGCAAUAUAAUGACACAACUUUUACCAAAAUCUUUGUUGGAGGGUUGGCUUGGGAGACUCAGAGGGACACAAUGAAAAGAUAUUUUGAGCAGUUUGGAGAGAUCUUGGAGGCUGUUGUGAUCACAGAUAAGAACACUGGGAGAUCCAAGGGUUAUGGCUUUGUCACAUUUAAGGAUCCUGAGGCAGCCAUGAGAGCAUGUCAGAACCCAUCUCCAGUUAUUGAUGGGAGGAGGGCUAACUGCAAUCUUGCUUCUCUUGGUGCAAACAAGAACCGGCCACCAACUUUUCAGCAUGGUGCAGGAAGGUUCAGGCCACCACCUGGACUAGUGACAUCACCUGCUUAUCAUGGUUCUUCAUCUUCUACUACAUUUUUCCAUCAACCCCCUAGGCAAUACACAUUUCCUUAUUCAGCAUACGGAUAUUCUGGAUAUUCACAAGACACCUUGUAUCCUACGAACUAUUAUAAUGUGUAUGGAGUUCAGCAAUUUUCAGCUUACUACCCAUCUGCUGGAGCUUCUGGUGCAGUAGGGUUGAUCCAUAAUAUCUACCCCUUUUAUGGUCAAUAUGCACAGAGUAUCCAGGCUCAUGGUUUUGGGGUUCAAUACCCUCAAAUGGCACAGUUUCCAUUUUUGCCUCAGCAUUAUGGCUCCACUGGGAUAUUGUCAUAUCCUUCUUCUGUAGCAGUGCCAACAACUAGUGCAGGAACUGCAACCACAACUACAACACCAACAACAUCAUCAGGUGUGACAGCAACAGUGGCUGGUAGUUCACAAGCCUCACAAGCAGCUUCUGAACAAAAUUCUACAUCUACAAAGAUACAGAACACGGAAGGCUAA
Molecule: messenger RNA, 984 nt
Organism: Sphenostylis stenocarpa
Lineage: Eukaryota; Viridiplantae; Streptophyta; Magnoliopsida; Fabales; Fabaceae
Source: the annotation of a GenBank genome assembly